This is a messenger RNA of Sinocyclocheilus grahami, 781 nucleotides long. Its product is annotated as membrane-associated guanylate kinase, WW and PDZ domain-containing protein 2-like. Gene Ontology annotation, molecular function: protein binding. NCBI's taxonomy places the organism in Eukaryota, Metazoa, Chordata, Actinopteri, Cypriniformes, Cyprinidae. The coding region runs from base 138 to 623 and encodes 161 amino acids. Gene Ontology annotation, cellular component: cytoplasm; cell-cell junction. The transcript is spliced from 4 exons. The record is from RefSeq and is a predicted model, not a curated record. Gene Ontology annotation, biological process: signal transduction.
UAAUCUUCUUUUGAUUCAGUGAUUCAUGCAGUUCAUUUAGAAAUGUGCCCCUGUGUAUCGUCACAUCAUGCUUUACCAAAUGGAAAAAAAAUACUUAGUGACCCAUUCUAAAGUAGAAAGAAUUUCAUUUCAUUUACAUGGACGAGAGGAUGAAUAUCUUUCUUUCUGUCUGUUUUUUCUCUUUAGCCUCGUCUCUAGUGUCUCACAGGUUUGUGACGGUGCGACGGGGGAGCCCAGCAGCACGCAGUGGUCAGAUCCAGCCGGGGGAUCAGCUGGAGGCCGUGGAGGGCAAAUCAGUGGUCACGCUGCCUCACAGAGACCUCGCACAGAUACUGCGCAGAGCCGGCAACACACUCAGACUCACCAUUAUACCACGCUCUCACACUAACAAUAAUCUACCUGAGUACCCUGACUUUGAUGCUGAGAGUCGGUUAAGAAAAGGGCAUCGGGCUAAGCAAAAGGAUUCCCAGUAUUACAGCGUUGAUCUUGAAAGGGGGCCAACAGGGUUUGGUUUUAGUUUGCGAGGUGGAAGCGAAUAUAACAUGGGUCUGUAUGUGCUCGGUCUAAUGGAGGGUGGACCGGCCUCACGCAGUCAGAAAAUGCAGGGAUGUUUGAAAGUGUGACUCAAGCACUAGGAGCAGCACUGAGUCAUGUUGUGAAGAUUAUGCUGAGGCAUGCUGGGAUUAGGUUCUGUCGUUGACAUUACGCUGAGUCACAGAGGGUUUUGCUGACUCAUAUUGCAGGUGAGUGAUCAGCUCGUGGAGAUUAAUGGAGACAGCAC